This is a messenger RNA of Larimichthys crocea (large yellow croaker), 2398 nucleotides long. It is a transcript of the gene fstl3, whose product is annotated as follistatin-like 3 (secreted glycoprotein). Bases 361 to 1113 code for a protein of 250 amino acids. Gene Ontology annotation, cellular component: extracellular region. The record is from RefSeq and is a predicted model, not a curated record. The transcript is spliced from 5 exons. NCBI's taxonomy places the organism in Eukaryota, Metazoa, Chordata, Actinopteri, Sciaenidae. Gene Ontology annotation, biological process: regulation of BMP signaling pathway; multicellular organism development; cell differentiation. Gene Ontology annotation, molecular function: activin binding; protein binding.
AUUAGUCUAAUAUGGUGUGAAAAUGUUUUGUGAGGUCAUAUAAGUGCCCGGUGUCUGGCGCUGGAGGGCAUGGAUCAUUUCCCGACUCUGGAAAUUGAGUCAGAGUCAAACUGUGUCCUGCCCUGGCUUAUUACUGGCUGAGAGGAUCGCCCAUCCCAGCAGCAUAAUUCCAUCUGGGCUAAAUAUUUAUACAGAGGGGGAACGACAUCACUUAUCCACAACACAUUCAUUCACAUAAGGGAGAGCUACUUCUAGAGUGGAGUUAGAGUGAUCUGCUCUGUUUGGAACAUCACUUCUUCUUGCUGAUAUUUGCUUAGACAAGCUUUCAGAAAAAGGUUUUGUACUAACUAGAGCAGCACAAUGGGUUUUUUCAUCUAUGUUUUGGGUGUGAUUCUCAAUUUGUAUCAGAUUGGGAAGAAUCCUGCCAGUGCUGGGAUGUGCUGGCUGCAGCAGAGUCAAGACCAAAGGUGCGACAUGGUGCUGAUGAGAGGGGUGACCAAAGAGGAGUGCUGUGCCGGGGGACGCCUGGACACAGCGUGGUCCAACACCAGCCUGCCCAUGAAUGAGGUCAGCCUGCUGGGCUUCCUGGGAAUUGUGUCCUGUAAACCAUGCAAAGAGACAUGCGAGGGAGUCAAAUGCAGUCCCGGGAAGGUUUGCAAAAUGAAGACAGGAAGGCCCCAGUGUGUGUGCUCUCCAGACUGCUCUAACAUUUCCCGGAAGCAUCCUGUGUGCGGCAGUGAUGGGAGGUCAUACAAAGAUGAGUGCACUCUGCUGAUGGCCCGCUGCAUGGGACACCCCGACUUGGAGGUCAUGUAUCAAGGAGACUGCAAAAAAUCAUGCUCCAACGUGGUGUGUCCAGGUACUCACACCUGUGUGACUGAUCAGACCAACAGCGCUCACUGUGUCAUGUGCCGCACAACUCCUUGCCCAAUCCCCAUGCCAUCUGAGCAGGCAAUCUGUGGCAAUGACAACAUCACUUACCCCAGCGCCUGCCACCUCCGCCGGGCCACCUGCUUCCUUGGCCGCUCCAUAGGAGUCCGCCACUACGGCCACUGCAACAACCCCCCUCGGAAAUCCCAAGACUUGGACGGCAGUGAGGAAAACGCAGUUUAAACCUGACACAGCCCCUUUUUCGAAGAGAUGAUGAGUUUGUCGACAAACAUUUCCAAGUGUCACACCACAAGCUUCCCAUGAUGACCUCUAUUUUUUUUUUUUUGACAAUCACUCCCCCUUCCCUUUGUACACAGAAUAUGUUUUUGAUAUGAAAGACCUCUGCAACUGCCUCAAAAAGAACUACAAAAACCUGUGAGCAAUUUGUGUUAAUCUUGUUAAUUUGGGAAAAAAAAAUAGAGGCAGGUGAAGGAGGAGAUAAAAAUAUCUCAUGAGCUCUUUGGGAGAUGUGUGCAUAUUGUAAAUAGAAUACCACAACUAUUUAUUGGAGACGGUAUCAAACUCUAUUUAUGUUUUUAUCCUAGUAACAAAUCCAUAUAUCCUUGGGAAAGCUGAUGCAAAAAAAAAAAUGUAUUUAUUGUGUUUUGUUUAUUGUGUAUGUACAAUAGUGGUCACUGGCAUUGGCAUUUUUACAGUUUUUACAGUCACCAUUCCCCACAAACAAACUUAUAACCGGAUGGAAAGCAAUGCUAAUUUGUUUGGAAAGUUGAUACCACUUCAUAGCCUGCCAGUGUGGUUUCAUUCCACCACGAACAAUGACAACUACAGUUGUACUGUAUGUUCUUUAGCUUUUGUCUGGAGGUGAGGAAGGAGUUCAGCCUAAACAAACCUGUAUAGUCUCUCUCCCCCCACCACACACACAUGUUUACUCUGGACCCUGAUCCAAACUCUCGGCCGCCUGCUGAUCACUAAAAUUAACAGUUUGGUUGUGUUUGUAGGAGUCUCAGAAGACCGUUGGUACAACCCCAAACACUCUACAAUACCUCCUCUGUUGAGGUCUUGGCUUUGUUUUCUAAAUGCAUUUUUGUAGGUCGUGCUUGUUUAUUCCGUUGCUGUUUUGAUGCUUUGAUUUGAUUUUUUAUUUUUUUUAUUUUACUUACUGGACAGAGUAAGUAAUUAGCAUCGUCCACUUGAAAAGAACAUUGUCUGAGAAUGAACCGCAAUUUAGGCCAUCUGAACAUGCUUGAUUAUUCCAGCCAUCAGAGAUGAGUCAGUCAUUGUUAAACCGGAGAGACAAACCUUUCAAAUCAUAGCAGAUGUCUGAAAUAUUUUUAAUAAUACUUUCAGUGUAUCGUGAAACAUUUCAACCACUCUCUUGUAAAUAACAAGUCUCAUGUGUACCUACCUGUGUACCUACUGUGAAAUUUGAAUGAUGAAUGCAUCAACAUAUUUUUGUAUUUUUGUACUGCCAUUUCAAAACAACAUAAAGUUUAAUAUUUGUCACAAA